Aspergillus novofumigatus IBT 16806 is the source of this 1077-nucleotide messenger RNA. Its product is annotated as HNH endonuclease signature motif containing protein. The record is from RefSeq and is a predicted model, not a curated record. The transcript has 4 exons. The coding region runs from base 1 to 1077 and encodes 358 amino acids. Lineage: Eukaryota; Fungi; Ascomycota; Eurotiomycetes; Eurotiales; Aspergillaceae.
AUGUCGAACGUUAACACUGUCGAUUCUGACAGUUCUCUCUCUCCAGCCAUUUCGAACCCUGAAGAUCCUGCUGAUUCCACUUCAAGGGUUGUGUCCACUUUAAGGCAGCUCUCAGAGUCUCCAGAAGCGGGAGACGCUGUUUCUGAUGAAAAAACAGCAUUUGAGAAGCUCGCACAGUAUAAGCCUCAAGAUAGCAAAGAUGAGACAGUCAGAAUACUCGAGAGCUUUAUUCACAAUCUGCCAUUGGAGAGCAGAAAAGUCAUCAUGAAGUUCAUCAACAUCAGUGACGAUCACAACAUUUUCGAUCUGGCUUAUCAUCUCAGAACUGCCGUCCUCAUCCCCAUGAAGGCAGAAGGGGGGAAGACGCCACAAGUCACCCCGUUGCCCUUUUCGGCAACAGACAUUACAAGAGAAAUUGUGGCGUCUGAAAUGACGCAAUCAAGCUCUAGAAAUGAUCAGGGACGGCUCAAGACAGCCUGCCUUCAGCGUGACAACUACAAAUGUGUUGUCACUAAGAUUUGGGAUCCUGUAGCUGUCUCGACUUUUAACAUUCAAGGCGCGAUGACACUCCGUACUCAGCUCGCGCACAUAAUCCCAUUUUCUAUGGGACACUGGGAAAACGAAUGGAAGGAGAAAGAAAUCGCACAAUGCUGGGAAACAUUGUACCUUUUAUUUCCCAGCAUCAAGGACAUCAUCAUGCCAACUACGGUCAAUACCCCGGCAAAUGCGAUGACAAUGGCCGUGCCAGUCCAUCAAGAUUUUGGCAGUUUCCAGAUUGCCUUCACACCAACCGACAAAGAGAAUACGUAUAGGAUCAAGGUUUACCCAGGGCAUCAGACAUUCUUUGGCCAAUACUAUGCGAAGCCCAUAACCUUCACCAAGAACAGCGCCAGCGCCUCAGAAUUGCCCAGUAAAGACCUCCUUAAGAUGCAUGCGGCGAUCGCCGAGAUUCUUCAGGCGUCGGGGCAGGGGGAGAAGAUCGAUGAACUUCUGCGUAAAUGGGAUGACAUUAGAUGCCUGGCAUCUGAUGGAAGCACGGAUCUCGAAAGCCUUCUUUCGUUAGUAAGUGUCCAUUAG